Messenger RNA from Sporothrix schenckii 1099-18, 882 nucleotides. RefSeq lists its product as uncharacterized. NCBI's taxonomy places the organism in Eukaryota, Fungi, Ascomycota, Sordariomycetes, Ophiostomatales, Ophiostomataceae. The transcript is spliced from 3 exons. The coding region runs from base 1 to 882 and encodes 293 amino acids. The record is from RefSeq and is a predicted model, not a curated record.
AUGCUAUUUGCAGUCCUCCAAGGCCAACACCCGGACGCCGCAACCAAGAAACGAAAGACGCCUGGACAAGAACCACAGCCUGUCGAACAACCCCGCGAUGCAGAUCUUGCUAUUGGACAAGGAUAUGUUAGAAAAAACGAGCAUGAAAAGAAAAUGUGCCUCGAACGUGACCAAAACAAGUGCAUCUUCACCAACGACACGAACCCAGAAGUUUGCCAUAUUGUACCCUUCGCAUUCAACUCGACCACGACAAAUUUGCGAGCAUAUACGACCAAUUUCUGCUGUACAAUGGCAGCAUUGUUCAUUGACCAGGAAGAUGCCUUGGCCGGCAACGGCCUGGUUGCGUCAGGUCUAGGAUGCAGUGAUAAAAGCUGGAACAUGCUCUGCAUAGACGCCUCCCUCCAUGCGGCAUGGUCCAGGCUGCAAUGGGCAAUCGAGUGCAUUGGCAUCGAGCCUUAUUCUGGUUUCCACUGGAUGCCGCUCCGACGUGGCGAUGCGGACCCUGAUAAAAGGGUCAGUCUAGAACCCGGCACGAGCGACUACCGGGGUAUGAUGGACAGGAUGUGCAUCGCUGUCCCCGAAAGCAGCGAAGGGCACCGGCCCGGUUCGGCCUCUCAAAUGCCCUCCACCACCAUGCAACAGCACGACCUCCAACCACCUUUCUCCGGCCAAGAAUUUCGGGUAGUCCACAAUACCCGCGAAGAUGCCGAGAAAAUGCAACGGAUGGUCAACAUACAGUGGUGCUGUGUACGGCUCGCAGCAAUGUCUGGCGCGGCUGGGCCUGACGACCUCGACGACGAUUUCUCUGAAUUCGAUCAUGACAGAGAGGAAUAUGAAAUUGACGUGUGGCGGCGAGAAAUAAGCCAAAGCCGUGAUGCCUAG